AAGCCCGUCCUCCUCCUCCUCCUCCCAGGCCCCAGCGCGUACCAGCCUGGUGCUUCCGAGGCGGCCUGUCGUGCGAUCAAGGGCGCGCGCGGCUGGGAGAGCGACUCGGGGCCCCUGCUUUCCGCGCGGGAGUUCGGAAGAGAGUGGGUCGUCGCCGCCCGAGGGCGAGAGCGCGAGCGGAGCUGGAGGAAGGAGCGCUCGCUAGCCUACCGCCUCGCUGCCUCCCCGGCGCUCGCUCUCCCGGCUCCUAGGUUUGCUGGCUGCUCCUCCCACCCGCGCCCGCCUCCUUGCUCGCUCACUCGCUCGCUCGCUCCAGCCGGUUUCUAAGCCCCGCGGUGCGCCCGGGCCACUGCCGGGCGAGGGGCCCCGGGGCUAUCGCCGAGCAGGGGGCGGGGGUCCGGGCAGAGCGCAGCCGGCCGGGGAGGGGCCAUGUCUGGCGCGGGCGCAGCGGGGCCCGUCUGCAGCAAGUGACCGAGCGGCGUGGACGGCCGCCUGCCCGCCUCCGCCACCUGGGGCGGCGCGGGCCCCGGUGCCGGGUGCCCGGAGCCCGGGUCGCGCGUAGAGCCGGCGCGAUGCACGUGCGCUCGCUGCGCGCCGCGGCGCCCCACAGCUUCGUGGCGCUCUGGGCGCCCCUGUUCCUGCUGCGCUCCGCCUUGGCCGACUUCAGCCUGGACAACGAGGUGCACUCGAGCUUCAUCCACCGGCGCCUCCGCAGCCAGGAGCGGCGGGAGAUGCAGCGCGAGAUCCUCUCUAUCUUGGGCUUGCCCCAUCGCCCGCGCCCCCACCUCCAGGGCAAGCACAACUCGGCGCCCAUGUUCAUGCUGGACCUGUACAAUGCCAUGGCGGUGGAGGAGGGCGGCGGGCCCGACGGCCAGGGCUUCUCCUACCCGUACAAGGCCGUCUUCAGUACCCAGGGCCCCCCUCUGGCCAGCCUGCAAGAUAGCCACUUCCUCACCGACGCCGACAUGGUCAUGAGCUUCGUCAACCUCGUGGAGCACGACAAGGAGUUCUUCUACCCACGCUACCACCAUCGGGAGUUCCGGUUUGAUCUUUCCAAGAUCCCGGAAGGGGAGGCUGUGACCGCAGCCGAAUUCCGGAUCUACAAGGACUACAUUCGGGAGCGCUUUGACAACGAGACGUUCCGGAUCAGCGUUUACCAGGUGCUGCAGGAGCACUUGGGCAGGGAGUCAGACCUAUUCCUGCUGGACAGCCGCACGCUCUGGGCCUCGGAGGAAGGCUGGCUGGUGUUCGACAUUACCGCCACCAGCAACCACUGGGUGGUCAACCCACGGCACAAUCUGGGCCUGCAGCUCUGCGUGGAGACCUUGGACGGGCAGAGCAUCAACCCCAAGCUGGCGGGCCUGAUUGGGCGGCACGGGCCGCAGAACAAGCAGCCCUUCAUGGUGGCCUUCUUCAAGGCCACGGAGGUCCACCUUCGCAGCACCCGCUCCACAGGGGGCAAGCAGCGCAGCCAGAACCGCUCCAAGACGCCCAAGAACCAGGAAGCCCUACGGGUGGCCAACGUGGCAGAAAACAGCAGCAGCGACCAGAGGCAGGCAUGCAAGAAGCACGAGCUAUACGUCAGCUUCCGCGACCUGGGCUGGCAGGACUGGAUCAUCGCGCCUGAAGGCUAUGCUGCUUACUACUGUGAGGGCGAGUGCGCCUUUCCUCUGAACUCCUACAUGAACGCCACCAACCACGCCAUCGUGCAGACGCUGGUCCAUUUCAUCAACCCCGAAACGGUGCCCAAGCCGUGCUGUGCCCCCACUCAGCUCAACGCCAUCUCUGUCCUCUACUUCGACGACAGCUCCAAUGUCAUCCUGAAGAAAUACAGAAACAUGGUCGUCCGAGCCUGUGGCUGCCACUAGCACCUCACAGAGGUCAGACCCGCUGGCACUACGCUGUUCCGGGGUCCUUGGUCUCCCACCAGCCAGUGCCUCCCACCACCCAGCACCGCAACCGCCUUUCGCGAGACCUGCCCUGCCCCCGUCCCCAACCUUAAGGGCGUAGGAGGAUUAAGGAAUUGGAGAGGCAAAUGCCUUUUGAUCAGGUUCUCAUCAACCUCCCAUGGACAAGAUCCUACACGCUGCUGCAGGCAAAACCUAAAGGAAAGAAAAUAUAUAAAGAAAAAUUGCCCGGCCCUGAUCAUGGGCUGUGAAGUCUCAGCCAUGCACUGACUCGUUCCCAGGGGUAAUUAGGAGCACCCUUCAGCCAGGCCACCCAGCAGCAGGAGGAAGGGGGCAUGGCCAGGGGUGGGCACGUCUGUGUCUGUGCUCAAGGGAAAUUGACACGGAAGUUCCUGUAAUAAAUGUCACAAUAAAACAAAUGAAUGAAAAUGGUUAGGAUGUUACAGAUAUAUUUUCCUAAACAAUUUAUCCCCAUUUCUUGGUUUACUCUGAUUUCAUAAACAGAAGCCGUGGCCGGCGGAGGCAGGGGAGGCCCCCUCUCCGUUCCGUUCUGGUUUCAUUCUGAGGCUUGCAGAGGCCUGCUGUUUACAUAGACUUGCCCAAACCCAAGAUUUGGCUGGGAAGGGAGAGGGCAAAUUUCUGCUGGGAGGAGGCGGUGUGUUAACCUUGAAGGAAAAAUAUGUCCCGUCCUUCGGUUGAGUACAUGGUGGCGGAAAUUAAAAUAGGCGUGAGAAGCGCCGACAGAUGUUUGGAAUUGGUUUUCUAGCUCUCCUAGUGGUAGAAAAUCAACAUGGAAUGAGAGGACAGCCAGCGGGAGAGCCCACACCUUGACUCUGAACUCUAGUUAACAUGACCUAUUUUAAGAAGUGUCAAUGAACCCUCACUCUAGAUGGGGGUGGGGUGGGCAGGCAUGCUGUCCCUCCCCCGGGUGGGUUCCCCUGUUGGUCAUGAUUAGCAGCAUUCUGGAGUCCAGGUGCCAGCCAGGGCCGCUGUAGCCACUGUUCUCAUUUGCAGACCCCUCCUGAGCACUCUGCAAACUAUCAGCUCCUUGAGGUAAGGAGCCGAUGGCACGGUGGAGAUCUGCUAGGGGCAGGAUACGGUGGACGUGAAUCUCAAAUGGAAGGAUCUAGAAACUGCCUUGAGAGUGACGUCCUAAUUGAGGCUUCCAAUUCAAAGGUGCCAUCUCUGAUGUGGCUCUUGGCGUGAGCCUCCCUCACCUUGGCCAGCGGGUCCCCUAAAUGCUGGGCACCCAGCCUCCAGCUGCCAUGCAGGCCUUGUGGAGCUCUGGGCUGUCUGUAAACAAAGAGCAGGGUUCCCCCGGCGAGGCCUCUGCCCUUGGAACCCAGUCCAGCAGGGAAUCAUUUCUCCAUCUUGAUUAAGUUGGUUCCUAGAAACACUGGGGUCCCGUUUUUAUUUUCUUUUAUUUUUCUUCCUCAGUAGCUUAGGCUGCAGCCUCCAAUCUGCCUGGUCAAUGGGGAAGAGUUACUUUUUUUGCCAUGCUUUGUUUUAUCUGUUGGCAGAUCUGGGGAUUUCUGUGUGGUUCCCUCUCGGUGCAAGUUUUCUCCCCAUCCACGCCCCACCUGGUUUCUGGCAAGCAUCCUUUGUACAUUGAAACAUGUAAAUAGUUGUUACAAAACAAAGAAAUUAUUUAUGUCCAUUGGAAGCUCAUUUUACACCCUCCUUCAGUCCCUUGUUCAGGAUGAUGAGCUCGCUUUCCCCAGCCUGUUUGUUUUCUUAUUUAAGACUAUUUAUUAACGAUCAGACCAAUGUACCUUCAGCUUUUGUAUAGAGCAGCCUUCAGCGAAUUUUCUGUAUAAAUAGACAAAAUAAAAAGGGUUUUGACUUUUCAAUAAAAGAAGACAUUUGGUUCUGAUUCUUGGGGCCAUGUA
This is a messenger RNA of Mustela erminea (ermine), 3796 nucleotides long. RefSeq names its product bone morphogenetic protein 7 (gene BMP7). Gene Ontology annotation, biological process: SMAD protein signal transduction. The transcript has 7 exons. Bases 573 to 1868 code for a protein of 431 amino acids. NCBI's taxonomy places the organism in Eukaryota, Metazoa, Chordata, Mammalia, Carnivora, Mustelidae. Gene Ontology annotation, molecular function: cytokine activity; growth factor activity. The record is from RefSeq and is a predicted model, not a curated record. Gene Ontology annotation, cellular component: extracellular region.